AUGGCAACUAGGCUCCGCCGGCCGGAUGGACCACCGACUCGGCAUCUCCGAGACGAUACUCCAUCUACAACACCACAGGAGGCCACAAGGUAAGUGAGUCUUCAGGUAAGCUGGAUUGAUCUGUUAGAUUGCCAUGUCUGCUUGCUUGUGUUUGUCCUUAUUGAAAGCUAAAUGCCGUUCUGUUGAAUUUAUCUGCACAUCGUUUAUAUUUCAGCAACCAGGUAACUCAGAGCGGGACGGGAAAUCUGUGCGUUCCGUCUCUCUACCCAUCCGUUAUCCCCCUUUCAAGUCCUACGGCGUUGUCGUAGGCAGGUCCAGGCUAACUCGGGUCAUUUUCUCACUAAACAAAAGUCGUGAUCCAUAGUGGAGUUCAGUAGCCGUCUGGGACAACUGAACAGCCCUAUUUAGGGAGAGCACUGCUGACCCCUCAAGGGGGAAGGGGCUAGAAAAGGUGCCCUUUAGAAAUUCUGGAGACCCACGUCGUUUGCAGGCUGACUGUGGCCUCAGAUGCAAAUCUCACGGUCGAAAUAACCUCCUACUCCCCGCCGCCCCAUUCGCCAGACUGGUUGGGUGAGUCCGCCAACUCUGGGAGCCUAGAAUGUUCUUUCCUUUUUAGACAAUCCGAUGAGCAACCGACCGGAACGGAGGACAGCGCUAGUGGCUCGGGAACUGGCGCGCAACAACGUAGACAUCGCUGAACUCGGAGAGACCCGGUUCUCCGAACAAGGCCAACUGGAGGAAGUGGGUGCUGGCUACACCUUCUUAUGGGGCGGUUGUCCCAGGGCAGAGCGACGGCACGUGGGCGUCGCCUUUGCCAUCCAGAAUGCUAUCUUUGUUGCUGUUGGACAAAAAUCGGGUUAUUUGUUGUGUGAACCAGAGGGUGUGGAUUGGAACGCAGAGGUGCGAGCUCGACCGUGCCAUCCACCUGCGUCCUCCCCCAUCUCCGGUCUUCUUGACUCUGUCUGGACACCGGGUCCAGGUGGGAGAGGAGGGGAGAAUGUAGUAGGUGCAGCACAAGUCUACUCUCACCAUAAAUCAUGCGCAAGUCACCGUCCCUGCUCUCAGCUUGCUGUAGAGCAUACGGUGGACACCGUCGGAUGCGACGGUCGAAAUAUCGUGAGUCUGUGGCAUGCACGGACGUGCUGUUCAGCUUUGUAAUUUUCGAGUCCGAUCCGGCCUCUCUCUUGACACCAAGCUCAAGUGAAUGAGGGAGGAGAGAGCGCGGUGGAUUCUGCGCAAGCCUGCUGUCUUCAUAAAUUAAUUCACGCGCAAGUAGCGGUCUUGCAUCCCCCAUACUUCCAGGCACACGGCGGACAUCGUCGCAUGGGACGGUUAAACAGUCACUCAAGGCUAUUGCACUAUAAGCUCUCUUGACCCAUACGACUAGUCAAAUUCUCAUCAGUUUCUUAGGAUGAAGCAGAUAACUCGUUUCAGGGCCUCAUGACUCGUGACUGUAUAAUCAUUUAAAUAGUUUAUGCUAUGUUAGUAGGCUUUAUUAGAUUUCCUGUGCCUUGGAGAUUGAGCAUAUGCCUGACUUUGAAAAACAAAUAUUAUUCCAUAUCCCUUACCCUCCCAGCCACUUUGUUGGGUACAAUUAGGACUGCAUGUAACUGCUUCAGUAGAGGCUGUCGGGGGCUAGUCAGCUUACCCUGGGCAUCAUAAUUAUAAAAAGGGCGAAAAAGCGAACACAGAAUAGCAUAGAUUAAAUGACAUAUUUCGGCACUACAUGAUCGAUAGUUAGCUCGGCCACCUUUAGUUUCUUAUCAGUGAACAGUACCGAGCAUGGCGACCGCGCGGGUAUGCCGUUUUCGAGGCGCGGUCGAGCAAACAUUCAAAGAGUUUACUCGGCAAAGUGAUUAAUAAAGAUUGGUUUUGAGCGCUGACAGCAUAUUUUAUUCAUGGUUGACGCAUCCAAACUGACGAAAAUAGUAACUUGUAGGUUACAGUUAACAAGAUUUACUAAUUAGAUUCACCGCUAGAUAUUUUGCGCAGACAAACUUUAGAUUCAGCCUGCGGACGGAAGACUGAACUAUAACCACAUAACCCAUGGUGUUCAUAUUUGACUGCCUAGAUUACCACCCUGUAUAUAAUUGACAGCGUAUGCAUAUGGCAACCGAAUUGUCAAUGUCCGUAUAAACGGAUACCUUCAGUUAGCAAUCACGAAAAUGGAGAAGUUGAGAAAACUCCCUGACCAUUUACCUAAAUAAGGGAAGUGAAUGACAACAGAAAUUCAAAAAGGAAGAAAACGCAGGUGAACACCGCCUUCUCGUCUCUACUAGCUGAUGCGAGGGAAGACGGUGAGUCUAUGGAGCUCAGCAUAACAGAAAACCAGUCUCUUGUACGAGAAAGAGAAACCGGGAGAUGCGUCAGAGAACAAAAUUGCCGCAGAGCGCCCGAAAAGGCAAAGUAGGUCAAAGUAUUAGCAUAAGGGAGCGAGGCUAUGCACAGUACAGGCAAAACCCCCGCUACCUAAGAUCGCAAAAGAACAAGAAGCCUCAGUAAGCGGAGAGCCAUGCGUAAUCGUGCCAAAACACAACACACCACUCGAAAACCAGAAUACAACAAACGGGAUAUCCGCAAUGUAGUCUCUGCAUAUUAGAAUAAACCGCAGAGCCCUCGGGUAAAUCACAGUAAAUUUAUUAUCAUGAAAAAAAACAUGAUUUAGUCUGCUUCCGGACACCUCCAAAAUACAAAAACAACCGUGUUAUGGAAAUCUUUGAGCAAUAUCUCAAAGAGCUCUUAAAUGGAGACGAGAAAAUCACCGAAAUAAAGGCCAUCGGGAUGGGUCAAACAAGACUCAAAGGAUGAGUCGGGCCAACCAAGGCAGCUAUUACUUGUCCUCCAAAAUGAGGAACAAGUGCAGCUACUGCUGUGCAGCAAAACCGCAUUUUGAAACGCCCACCCAGUAGUUUAUUUCGACGGGAAUUUUUGCCCACGGAGACGGAAAAAUGGCAAGUUAAAAGCGGAACUCCUCAGAAGAUCCAAGCCUGGGCGGGGGGGGGGGAAUCUCAAACUACUGAACAGAGAAAUUAUACUUAUCCAGUAGUCAACUUUUCUGGAGAAAGACUGUUGCCCUAGCAGCUUGAGAAUGAUGUACAGCAGUCUGUCUCGAUGCGCACUGUCACGCUUUUGCAUUCAACCCCACAAAGUGGGCAGACGCUUGUAUAACGGAGCUGCUCAGGCCAAAGGGAGAUUCUGAUGAGGAGUGGUCCAUCAACCGCAAUGAUAAAACAGUAACCAAAGGCACCUGCCAUGCGGGAAUGGUGGUAACAGGAAUUUUAUGGGCGGGGCCUUUGGACACGUUUGUAAGAAGCAAAGAAUGUGUCGACUGUUACAAUAGAUGUAGGCUAACUAACACCGAUUGUGAAUAUGAACUGGGAAAUAGCGCGGGGAGUAUUAAAAGGGGUUUAGCGGAAGAGCUGCGCAAACCGCCGGGAUUAACUGAAGUGGUAGGGAAAUCCAGUUUAAAAUUAGGGAUCCACUAGCAAUUGUGAAGGCAGUGUCAAGGUCGAUCUGCAAGUUUUGCGAAAAACAGUGAGACCUGACGGAGAUAAUUACGAAAGAGUGGAUGAGGAGAUUGUUGUGGGAAGUGACAGCCAGAUGCAAAACAAAUCAAUAAUUUUUUAUUACAGUGAGAGGUCAUUUACUGAGAACCAUACUCUUAGAGCUUCCAAAUAAAAUGGGGUUAUGAUAAAUAAAAACGUAACACCGAAUGCUCCAUAGAUUUUAAGUAAGUUGGAUUUAAAGACGCCUUAUUAUCCCAGUUGCAAAGCGCAGCCAAGUAAGCCCCGUAGAAGAAUCGGACCAUAAAUGGACAAGUCAGUAGGCUUUACUACGAUACAAGGGGCAAUGACCUCACCUCAACUUGUACACUACGUCCAAACAAAGAAAUUGUUACCGUUGAAGGAACAAUGCCGAUGCGGGCGUUCGACGAAACAACAAAUAUUACGCCAGCAUACCGACGACCAUGUGCUUACGUGCGGCCGGUAUAGAACCAAAAAGCCCUCAGAAUUGGUUCAUUUGAUGACAAAGGCAAUCUGACAUCAUUUAAGAUAAUGAGAACCUAUCACGCUUUCCCUAGGGGACGGACGUCAGCAGUUGUGCGGCCUACGUUGGUGUAAAUCACACCACAGCAGUUGAAAGGUACCGCGUCUGACGCGAUAUCUGCUCAAAAGCCCACCCGAAGGAGGUUAAGCUAAUAGGGACGGACGUGGAAGUGCAAGUUGACGAGACAAUGAUUAGUCGGCCUAAGAACAAUGUUGAAUGAAGAAAGAAGCAGCAUUGGAUCAUGGGCAUGUUUGAUACAGCACACGAGGAAGGGCCACUUCGAAAAAAUGGAUGCUUGCGUUGCCCCAGGCAACAUCAUAGUCUCGUAUAAACGGAAGACGUACUCGCACCUAUGGGAAAAAAGCCGGCACCAUGCGUAAAUCAUUCCGCUAAUUUUGUGGACCCAAUGACAGGGAAGCACGUUUACAGGGGUAGAUGAAAGCGGAAACUCCACGGAACUGGCAGAUUUCGGGAAGAGCACUUUGGGCUAAUUGUAGAUGAAGUCCAAUACCGUCUGUGAUUCGGAUUGAAAGCGGACAGUUUGCCGGAAAUCUGGGAAACCUCACUGGAACACGUGGCUGACGUCCAUCCGGUACAUAAUGAAACCAGUACCCAGGCCCCUCAUCUCUAAUGAUUACGAAGUAAGCAGUGAUAAACCACUGACGGCUAUGCCAUAGGUAAACGUCCCGAUCAACCGACAAAGUAUGCAAAGGGCCAGCCGCUCAGGUUCCUGAAGUGAACCCGUUUACAGAUCUGUACUUUAUAAACUUUUCUGCAACUUUUAUGCUAAUAAUGCUGGUAUCUGCAACCGCAUUGACACUCAUCUAAAUGGAUGUUAGUACGGAGGUGACGGGACAAGGAAAGUUGCGGUAGAUGAACCUCAGAAGGGGUAACGCAUAAUAAAAAAAAUACCAAUUUCAAGUCAUUAAACGGCCUGAAAGGUAAACUGCACGAAAAGGUAGGGCUUGCAACGUCCACCUGCAAGCUGGAUGGGCAACAGGCAAACAACCAUUACACACAAACACGACAGUUCGACCAUCGGUUUCGAUGAUGUCCACCGUAUUCCCCACAGACUGCAUUGUGGAGCAGGGACGGUGACUUACGCAGGGGUUUAUAGUGCCAGUAGACUUGCGUAGCAUCUAGCUACACUCUCUCCUCCUCCCCGCCUGAGCCCGGCGUCAAGACCAAGUCAAGAAGACCGGAGACGGGGGAGGCCACAGGUGGAUGGCUCGGACGGAUCCUCGCCUUGGCGCUCCACUCCGCACCCCCUGGUUCACACACAAAUGGCCAGGAUUUUGACCACAAAACAAUGGGGUGAUGGCAGUGGUCCAGUUUUGCGGCGAUUGCCGACAGCAGACUCUGCCAGCGCACCCCGCAAAUGUUAUUGCGCACAGAUAACGCCUGCCAGAGUCCGAUGUGGCCCACGUGUUGGUCCAGCGCAUCUAACCCGUGGUCCGUUUGGAGGACACACACACACACACACACACACACACGCACCCAGCACUGUACACUCGGAGAUACCGCCUGCCAGCGUGUUUCUUCGAAAACCUUCACGAUGGUUACUUCCGGUAGUGGAGAAGACGACUGUCACUGGAGGCCGUUAAGUGCCAAACGGAUGUAAAGGCACAACGGGACGAGUGAUUUCCACAGCGCGAUCGGUGAGCGCCCCCUCCACCAAACGUUAAAGUGUAAGAUUAGAUGACAGUGGAAGCUCGGACUAUCGGAGCCAAAGUAUAUAGUUGCAGCUUAACUUGGCAAUCUGGUUAAUGUUCUUAAGCAAGCCAUCUCCAAUACAGUGUAAUCGCGGCGUGGAAGGUAAGGUGGCCCAAAGGGGAACGAGGCUCACGCAUGAUAGAGGACCGGCGGAUGGAGUUAGCAUAAGUUGAAAUAGCGACUUUGUUUGGCGUAUGACGGCAACGACGAGAACGACGAUCAGAUACCAAGGACGUACGAAACCAGGGAUCAAUGGGCGAAAUGCAAGUACAAAUUAAACGUCGGAAGUACGGAGGUAUCUUCCCGACGUCCUGUGGAAAGAUUAAGUCCGACAUUGGAAUUAACUACAGUCAACAGAAGUCCAACAGUACCAAAACGACGAUCAGUUUGGCUGCAAGAUAGGAUGGUAACAACAGCCUGGAAGGCAGUGGCCGACGGAAGGCCGCACAGCCGAAGGUGCCAGUGGGGGGGGGGGCCAAAUUCAAGUCAAUGCAAACCCAGGAUGGACCACCUGCCGUGUCGCCAUAUAUGGCAAGCCAGUUUAAUCAUGCCUACUGAAAUUGCUUUAAUAAGUAGGAAAUAAGUGGGACUGCAGGACCAAUCGCGCAGAGAGAUUUUUGUACACUAAUGCUCAAAGUUUCAUUUCGAGGCAUGUGGCUGUUUGAGGAAGUUACCGAAAAUCAGGGACGCUGAAAAGAUUGCCGGUACAAGCGAAGAUGUGAGUUUCAGGAAUUAGUUGAUAAGAAGUAGAAGCGAUCGCUGGAACAAGAGCUUUAUUCGCCUGACGCUUCGGAAUCGCACUCGGAGCCAUCAUCAGAGACAGCAACAUAUACGGGUAUCCGUUACUGUUUCUGAUGAUGGGUUGAAACGUGAAUCCGAAACGUCGGGCAAAUAAAGCUCUUGUUUAGGCGACCGGAAGAGAUUAUUUAGACCUAGUAGAUGCCGACUUCCAGCUGUACAACAUCCGAGAGUAGCAGAGCCCAGGAUUUGAUAUCCAAUCCAGUACUGUUCUGAAGUAUGGUUUCUCAGCACUAAGCAGCAGUUAUUCGCUCAGUCGGUCGCGAUGCGGCUCAAACGGGACGUAAACAAAUGAAAAUUAUUCGUGAACGCCGUUUACCGAUGUGACUUGGUUACGAAAUGGAAAACGGAUAUAGCAUUUUGUUUUACUGUUAACGGUCAACUUGAUUGUAGCGGUUUGGUCGCCUACCAAAACCUUGACCGUGAGCCUUAAGGCGUUAAAAAUGAAUUCAUCCUGCCCUGUAACCAGACGAUGUAGUUAAACACCGAUCCCCUGUACCAAAACGCAGCUUGCUAAUGUUUUUUUGACUUCUGAUGCACGUAUGCCAAACGUUAUGACCGCGCGGCUUACAUGCGGGCAGAUUUCGUAGGCAAAACAAACAACUGAAGCUUUGCCAGUCAAACGUAUAUCAGUAUUGACGAUCUUUCUGUCUUCUGAUGUAUACCUCAUAGUUUAUACCUCAAAAUGCAGUAAUAUAGACAUGCGUGUUGGUCAUAAGUCUAAGUGCCCAGUCUAACUUCUCACAGGCAUAUCCUUUCUCAGUUCAGAAUUAUUUUCAACAUUAGCUUGCACGAAUAACUGCGUAAGACUCCAAACCAAGGCUAGUGUAGCUGACUACUUAUGGGUCGGCGAAAGGAUGCUUUACAUGUAGAGUCUUCUACAUAAAACUUGAAAACCGCUAGAAACAUCGACAGAGUUUUUUUGUAAAAACAAGUCUAUCAAGCAUAUUUUUAUUCAUAAUAUUACUCAGCACGUUCUUCCUGCGGCAAGGUGCUUUCAAAUGCGAAACCAUAUCAGUAAGGCCAUAAAAAGUACAUUGAUGCAAAGUGGUGCUUGUAAUUUGGCCUUCCCAUUGCAGUAGUCACCCUUACAGUAACACAACUCUCUCACCAUGCCCGCACCCCCGUAGAUUUUUUGGCACCCCAACGAGAUGGUCUCAGGUAUCUCAGCACAGUUCCUGGUCACAACCGUGACCACCAACUGCUCUCUACCCAGACCGGCAGUCACUCGGUAACUCUUGGUGAUCAUCUUGAAGCAGCCGUUGAAGCGCUGCUCCUCACAGAAGUCGCCAUCUGA
Molecule: messenger RNA, 7855 nt
Organism: Spirometra erinaceieuropaei
Lineage: Eukaryota; Metazoa; Platyhelminthes; Cestoda; Diphyllobothriidea; Diphyllobothriidae
Source: the annotation of a GenBank genome assembly